UGCUUUGGCCUGUCGCCGCGGCGUCCCUGCACACCCCGCCCGGCCGCACCCCGCCGUCCCUGCCUCGCUGUCCUGGCUGCGCGCCCUGCUCUCCCGGUGUGCCGUUGUCCAGCUGUCCCCUUGUCCUCCUGUCCCGGUGCUGCCCCUCCGCCGCUCCCGGCUGUGCUCUGGAUCCUCGCACUCGCUCUCGGCAGCCGAACGCGUUCCCCUGUCAGGCAGGCCGGCAGGCCAGGGUGAGGCGCACCGAGCGCAUCGCUCGAGGCGGAGGAGGCGCGAUGGCUCCGCAGCGGCGGGCGCUGCCCCGCGGCCCCGACAGCGCCGGGCCGGGGCCAGGGCAGGGCCGCGGGGGCCGCCGGCACAGCAGCGCCAGGAAGGGCAGAUUGCAGCAGGAUCCCCGGGGAAAGUGGCUGAAGGCAGCGAUCCUCCUCCUCUUCCUCUCCGCCGCGGCCGGCGGCGGCCUCGUGGUCUGGAGCCGCCUCCGCACCCAGGAUGGGAUCCCCGAGGGUGGAAUCCCCGGAGAUGAGGUCCCCGAGGGCGGAAUCCUCGCAGAUGGAGUCACCGAGGUGCUGGCCCAUCGCAGCGACACCCUGCAGGACAAGUUCGUGGAGGUGCCGUGCUCCGAGGACUACGAGAGCCACAAGCGCUUUGCAGGUUGCACUCCUAGGAAGUGUGGAAGAGGUGUGACAGAUGCUGUCAUCACAAGGGAAGAAGCUGAAAGGAUUCGUAGAAUAGCAGAGAGGGGACUGUCCUUGGGAGGAUCUGAUGGAGGGGCAUCAAUUUUGGACUUGCACUCUGGAGCUCUUUCCCUGGGGAAGCAUUUUGUUAAUCUGUACAGGUACUUUGGGGACAAAAUUCAAGACAUCUUCACAGAAGAGGAUUUUGCCUUAUACAGGGAUGUGAGGCAGAGGAUUCAGCAGAGGAUUGCUCAGGUGUUUGGGAUCAGCUCUUCUGCCAUGUACCUGACCAAGCCAACAUUCUUCUCCAGGAUGAACAGCACAGGAGCCAAGACAACACAUGAUGAGUACUGGCACCCACACGUGGACAAGGUGACUUAUGGCUCUUUUGACUACACUUCUCUGCUCUAUCUCUCUGACUACUCCAAAGACUUCGGUGGCGGACGUUUUGUGUUCAUGGAUGCAGAUUCCAACAAGACAGUGGAGCCCCGAGCAGGCCGGGUGUCGUUUUUCACCUCGGGCUCCGAGAACCUGCACCGGGUGGAGAGGGUGAGCUGGGGCACUCGCUUUGCCAUCACCAUCUCCUUCAGCUGCGACCCCCAGCACGGCAUCGGGGACCCCGGGGUCCCAGGGCAUCCCUGAGUGCCCCGCCACAGCAGCUCUGCAGGGACAGCAACCUGCAGGGAGAGGAGACAGGAGAAGGAGCUCUUGGAACAUCACAUGCAAUCAGAACCGCCCAGCUGUGGGAACAGCUGUCACACACUUUGUUUUCACAGCUCCUUUUCCAUAAAUAUUGUAAAUGGUGGCUCAAGGAACAUCCUAAAUUUGUUGCAUUCUGAAAACGGUUUGACUUCAUAUGCCACGGGGACAGGCUGCAAAGAAGAGAGGAUGGGAUCCACAAACAAGAGAGAAUGGGCUCCACAAAGAAGCAAGAAUGGGCUCCACAAAAAAGAGAGGAUGGAGUACACAAAGAAGAGGGAAUGGGCUCCACAAAAAAGAGGGAUUGGCUCCACAAAGAAGAGAGGAUGGGCUUCACAAAGAAGAGAGGAUGGGCUUCACAAAGAAGAGAGGAUGGGCUCCACAAAGAAGAGAGAAUGGGCUUCACAAAGAAGCAAGAAUGGGCUCCACAAAGAAGCAAAAUGGGCUCCACAAAGAAGCAAGAAUGGGCUCCACAAAGAAGCAAGAAUGGGCUCCACAAAAAAAAAGAGGAUGGAGUCCACAAAGAAGCAAGAAUGGGCUUCACAAAGAAGAGAAAGUGGGCUCUUCAUUUUUAAAGUAUUUUUUUUAAAUUCUUCAGUUUGAAACAUCCAAACAAUCUUUUGGGCCGUGCCUUGAUGUGACUCCCCAGGCUGCUCUUACCUGUUCACUUCUUCAGUCUCUUCAUUACUAACGUGGUGUAGAAAGUCUGAUCUCAUUUAAUUGAGCCUAAGUUAAUUGAGACCUGAGUUAAUUGAAUGUUACUGUCUAGAACACACCUUCUUUUGAGAGGGAUGGAUUCUCUGAGUGUGGGAUCCGUGGGGCCUUGAACUUUUUUUGAAUACCCUGGGCCUUGAACUUUUUUUAAAAUUUAAUUACUGCUGGUUCAUAAUUCAGGAAGUGUCUCAGUAGCUAUUUUUUGAUUUCUCUUUUCUGUUAAUGAGAGCCCUGAAUAUUAAAUUGCAGGGACUUCCAAGAGGAGCUGUGUGCAAACACUUGCAUGAUCCUGCCAAAUACUUUAACGUUUUUACUGCAGUCAAAGAUUUCUGUGGUCAGGAGGUUGAUAAAUAAACGGUAGAAACACCUAAUUUAUUUUUUUCCUCAAUCAAAUUCUGAAAUAACCACAUUGAUCUGGUUUAUUACCUGGGUGUAUAAUUUCUGGAUGUAUAAUUUCUGUGAAACACUGAAAAUCUGGGAAUGUGCUUUGAUUUUUUUAAUUUUAUGCAUACGGUUUGGACUUUGUAAUGUACCCUUCUGUGGAAAUAAUAAUUACUGGGGGGAAUUACAGUGAAGAUCAAUAUAAAGAGGAAUAAGAGAACACUUGGACUUGUGAGGGCUCUCAUUGGGCACACCAGCCAGAUUAGUCCUCUAAUUUUAUUUCUUUGUUCUGAAACCUGAAAAAGUCUUCCUUAUCUGUACUAACAAGGGAGAAUUGUUAAAUUGGCUGGAUGCAAGGAAAUAUUAAAGUCACUUGGGUUUCAUAUUGAAA
Molecule: messenger RNA, 2859 nt
Organism: Camarhynchus parvulus
Lineage: Eukaryota; Metazoa; Chordata; Aves; Passeriformes; Thraupidae
Gene: OGFOD3
Product: 2-oxoglutarate and iron dependent oxygenase domain containing 3
Exons: 9
Coding region: 276-1316 (346 amino acids)
Cellular component (GO): membrane
Molecular function (GO): L-ascorbic acid binding; oxidoreductase activity, acting on paired donors, with incorporation or reduction of molecular oxygen; iron ion binding
Source: RefSeq, a predicted model, not a curated record